GCGGCCCAAGCGAUCAGCUCGCCUCGAGGAACACACUUGGAAUUCGCAAUAUGUCUUCGGAUGCUGGCUCUCGAAGAGCUGCACCUAAGCAGAAGAAAACUUACGGGAAAGGAGUCAAGUCCCAUCUCUCUGGAUGGUUUGGUCGAGAUUUGUGGAGUGCAGUUGAGCCUACUGUGGUCUCUAGGAAGAAGAAUGGGGAUAAGAGAGUAACCGCUGAGGACGACGAACUGGCAGAAAAACAGCUUGUCGAUGAACAGAAACAGAGAUUGUCUUCUGAUACAGACAAGAGCGUGGACGGAGGUGUUAAACUGACGGCCCCUGUCACUGUCGUGCAGGAGGCGCCUGUUACAGAGGCAGCCGUCCUUGACGAGGUGGAGGUGAGGGAGGUGAAGGUGUUAGGAGAUGGAGAUUUCACGGACUUGGAGGCGGAAAUAGAUGGGAUCUUGGAGAGCAUGGGAAAGCUCGACGUCCAGACCUCCCAUGAUCAGACUGCAACAACGAUAGCAACGAUUGACCUUACUAAUGGUGCUGCAGAAUUGGAUCCUGAAGCUAGGAGCAUAUAUUCUCUUUCUUCCGUCCAAUUCAAGGAAAACUCGGAUAAGGAGAACGAAGAACCACAGUCAACACCGCCCUUGCCUCCCAUUCAUAACGGCGUACGCAGCUUCCGCAGGAAGCCGCCUGCAUCGGCGGAGAACUCACCCCGGGACGUUCUCCGUGAGCGGCCAGUAUCACCUGAUGGAUUUACGGUUCUUGAAUCACCGGCCAGGAAAAAUGGUGUUCGGAAGAGGGGAGCGAGGAGAUCGGUUAUAUCUACGCAGUCGCCCGCUCCGUCACCGCUUAGGGAGGAGGGGAAGAAGGGGCUUCAAGGCGGUGGAGAUGAGGGUGAAAUGGAGAAUCCAAUUACUGUGUGGGAAGACGAAGGUAUGGGGGCUAUUAGGGUUGGGCCGUUGGUGAAUCUGCUUGGACGGAAGGCUUCCAGAGUAGAGCUACUUGAGAUCCCGGAUUCCGAAGAUGAAGGUGAAGAGGAAGAUGUGGCAGCAAUCGUGGUAGAGCCGGUCUAUUCUCAAUUGAGUGAGGAGAGCCCCUCAAAGGUGCUAGAUGAGGAAGACAAAGGGUUGCCUGUUAUUGAUCUGGAGGAGGUUUGUUCAGCAAGGGUAUCGGAGAAGUCUCACGAGGAAGGACCCGUCUCAUCCGCCGGAUCAUUGUCAACGGAGCAUCUUUUACGUCUUUGCACAAACGCCUCAAUUCUCGAUUUUGAGGAAUAUAUCAAUUCGCUUGCCGAAACCUCUUCAAUCCGAAAACUAGGCGAGGCUUCCUACAGCGAAGUUUUCCUUCAAUCAACCCCCGGAUCACUGACUACAACGGUCCUCAAGAUUAUCCCUUUCGGUGGCCUGGACCAGUGUGAGCUUGAGAGCAUUAUCCAGGAGGUCCGAAUUACAAAAGCUAUGGGUGAUAUUGAAGGCUUCAUUGGCUUUCGUGGCGCCUUUGUCGUUCAAGGUUAUUUCCCCCAACUUCUCAUGGAUGAGUGGGGUAUAUAUGACGAGGAGCGUGGCUCCGAGAAUGAGAGGCCAGAUUUCUACGCGGAGGAUCAACAAUUUGCUAUCAUAUGCCUAGAGAAUGGAGGUACUGACCUGGAACAUUUCGAUUUGGAGGGGUGGGAGGAAGCAUGGGGGGUCUUCUGGCAAGUGACGCUAGCACUUGCAAGAGGGGAGAAAGAGAGGGACUUUGAGGUAUGACUUAUAGUCCAAUUUAUAACAGGGUGUGACUAAGGCUUUGACUAGCAUCGCGAUCUACAUUAUGGAAAUAUUGUAAUUCAGAGAGUAUCCGAUGACAAUGAUUCCGCAGAAGAACUCUUGGGAGAACUUUCACUUCAGGACUCGGACUCUGAACAGCCUAAGAAAGAACCUACCGGUGUGAAACAGGGAGGUACCAAACUCGAUGUCGCCUUAAUCGAUUACACUCUUUCCCGUGCAGUCUGCGGAAACGGCGAAGACGGGGACGUCAGUGUAGAAUUCGCCCCUCUAGAUGAUAACGCCCUCUUUACAGGCAGGGGUAAUAAUACAUCACUUCAUGCCCUCUAUCUCCAAGGCGUCAUUAUUACUAGGCUAACGCAAUGUUUUACAUCUAGGCGACUACCAAUUCGAUAUCUACCGCUUUAUGCGUAGCCACCUCCGCACUGGCCUUGCAGACCCUUCCGAGGAGUGGAUAGACUGGAACGUUUACACUCCAAAGACCAACACAUAUUGGCUCCACUACCUAACCAACAUUCUCCUGAACAGGAAGCAAAUUCCACGACCCGCCGCACGAGGCAAGAACGCCGCUACAGGGGAGCAAAGGAAGUGCUAUAAGAACUUGGAAACGGUCACGAAAGUACUCGACCCACGUAAGCGCAAGUUUGGAAAGGAUCAGGUUGAUUGUGGGAGUGCGGUGGAGUUUGUAGAGUGGGCUGUUAAGGAGGGUAUUUCCGAAAAAGGGAUUUAGUCAGUUACACUGGCUUAGUUUGGCAAUUUGCAAAGUCGUGUGUUUGUACGUGUUUGUGUGCGUUGUGGGAAUUAAGAUGGACUUGUAUUUGAAUGGAUGGGUGAGUGGGUGGGUGGAAUGGACUGGCGCCCGGGGUCUGUGCGAGUUUUGCAAAUUUGCUGUUUUUUAUUCCCUUCGUUUUCUUUUCUCAUUCUGGGCUUGUGUGGGUUAUGCAUAUCUCGUUUUCUUGAAGUGGCGCUUGGAGGGAUUAGCGUAUGCUGGUCUGGACGAUGGAAAGAAACCCGGGUAUGAAUAAAUGGGUCAAGUUGAGGUGGAAAAAGACUCUGUUUUUUGUUUUUGUCCGCAUUGGCGAUUUUGGAUUGGGGUUUGUGAGAUGUUAUUCAGUUUACGAUAAUUCAUUAUCGGUAGUUGGGUAGGUUCGAGAUGUUUGUUGGUGAACUUGGGGUGCGUAGGUGAGAUCUCAUAAUAUAUUGUGUGGAUGGUAAUGGUAAGCAGCGGUGUUACUCGCGCUUGACUAGGACACUGGUGUUGGAGAUAGCAGUUGAUGGCCUCACUUGGUGUGGGAUGCGCUCAUACAUGGAGGCUUCAGUAGUAUAUG
This is a messenger RNA of Tuber aestivum (summer truffle), 3079 nucleotides long. The record is from the annotation of a GenBank genome assembly. NCBI's taxonomy places the organism in Eukaryota, Fungi, Ascomycota, Pezizomycetes, Pezizales, Tuberaceae.